GACACAACUGAGGGUAUGAACAGAACACAGACUCAGGGAAGACAUGAAGCCCUUUCCUGGUUCAGAGUCCCAACGUGACUUUGUCAUUAGGAAUGGGGUAGUUCCAGAAUGGUUCCAUGGCAUUAUUUCCAGAAAGUAAGUUCUCAAAUUGUGUCUCUGUCAUUGAAAUGCACUCAAUGCUUACCAGCAGUAGCAACCAAGGCUAGAUGAGACCAAUGUAAAUACAAAUGUGUGGCCUGUAGUGUAGGAUAUAUGCCUUAUGACUGUUGUUAUUGUAUUACAGUAGGGCACUGAAGGGUUGUGUUCUGGCAAAUUGCAUGUUGUAAAUUCUUCAGUCAAGUGAGUUCAAACCGAAGUCUGUCCUAAUAUGGCCGUGUCUAUUCGCGGCAGGGUUGCUGAGGAAAUGCUCCUUUCCAAGCCCACGGGCUACUUCCUGAUCCGUGUCAGUGAAAGCAGGAUAGGAUACACUCUCUCCUAUCGGUAAGCCUCUGUACAUUAGAUAGACACUUCCAGGCGAGGCGUCGUUAGAUUGGUUGUUUGUUCAGCUGAUACAUUUAGGAUGGCAUUUUAUAUAAUGGCAUUUCUAUAAACUGGCAGGCAAAGAAAUGUUAACAAUAAGCACAUGAGCAAAUUAGUUGUGUUCUGUUUCCAUAGCUUGUAUCUUAUCUGAUUCUACACCAACGCCACACCUAUUACCCUCUGACAGGCCCUUGUUCUAUUCAACAGUGUAGUUCAAAGUCCUUUUACACUUCCUUAUUUUGGAUUUUCUCUGUACGUCUAGUGCCACUGAUCGCUGCAGGCACUUCAUGAUCGAUGUGCUGAAGGACAAUCACUACAUUAUUGUAGGAGAGGACAUGCGUCACAGGGCACUGCAAGACCUGGUGAACUUUCACUGUACGGUGCCUGUCAUGCAUUUCAAUGAGCUGCUGACUGUAGCUUGUGGACAGGUGAGGAACUAUACUUGAUUCCGUAAACUGUGAACUACCAUAUUGUUCAUUUUGUACACACACAGGUACCUUAUAGGCUUGAAUUGAGUUGGGUUGAUAUGGCAUACACACACAGUAGUCAGGGUACAGCACACUGCUUAAAUUUUGUACACUGUUGUGGAUACAUACAGUGAGGGGAAAAAAGUAUUUGAUCCCCUGCUGAUUUUGUACGUUUGCCCACUGACAAAGAAAUGAUCAGUCUAUAAUUUUAAUGGUAGGUUUAUUUGAACAGUGAGAGACAGAAUAACAACAAAAAAAUCCAGAAAAACGCAUCUCAAAAAUGUUUAGCAUUUUAAUGAGGGAAAUAAGUAUUUGACCCCCUCUCAAUCAGAAAGAUUUCUGGCUCCCAGGUGUCUUUUAUACAGGUAACGAGCUGAGAUUAGGAGCACACUCUUAAAGGGAGUGCUCCUAAUCUCAGUUUGUUACCUGUAUAAAAGACACCUGUCCACAGAAGCAAUCAAUCAAUCAGAUUCCAAACUCUCCACCAUGGCCAAGACCAAAGAGCUCUCCAAGGAUGUCAGGGACAAGAUUGUAGACCUACACAAGGCUGGAAUGGGCUACAAGACCAUCGCCAAGCAGCUUGGUGAGAAGGUGACAACAGUUGGUGCAAUUAUUCGCACAUGGAAGAAACACAAAAUAACUGUCAAUCUCCCUCUGCCUGGGGCUCCAUGCAAGAUCUCACCUCGUGGAGUUGCAAUGAUCAUGAGAAUGGUGAGGAAUCAGCCCAGAACUACACGGGAGGAUCUUGUCAAUGAUCUCAAGGCAGCUGGGACCAUAGUCACCAAGAAAACAAUUGGUAACACACUAUGCUGUGAAAGACUGAAAUCCUGCAGCGCCAGCAAGGUCACCCUGCUCAAGAAAGCACAUAUACAGGCCCGUCUGAAGUUUGCUAAUGAACAUCUGAAUGAUUCAGAGGAGAACUGGGUGAAAGUGUUGUGUUCAGAUGAGACCAAAAUCGAGGUCUUUGGCAUCAACUCAACUCGCAGUGUUUGGAGGAGGAGGAGGAAUGCUGCCUAUGACCCCAAGAACACCAUCCCCACCGUCAAACAUGGAGGUGGAAACAUUAUGCUUUGGGGGUGUUUUUCUGCUAAGAGGACAAUUUCACCGCAUCAAAGGGACGAUGGACGGGGCCAUGUACUGUCAAAUCUUGGGUGAGAACCUCCUUCCCUCAGCCAGGGCAUUGAAAAUGGGUCGUGGAUGGGUAUUCCAGCAUGACAAUGACCCAAAACACACGGCCAAGGCAACAAAGGAGUGGCUCAAGAAGAAGCACAUUAAGGUCCUGGAAUGGCCUAGCCAGUCUCCAGACCUUAAUCCCAUAGAAAAUCUGUGGAGGGAGCUGAAGGUUCGAGUUGCCAAACGUCAGCUUCGAAACCUUAAUGACUUUGAGAAGAUCUGCAAAGAGGAGUGGGACCAAAUCCCUCCUGAGAUGUGUGCAAACCUGGUGGCCAACUACAAGAAACGUCUGACCUCUGUGAUUGCCAACAAGGGUUUUGCCACCAAGUACUAAGUCAUGUUUUGCAGAGGGGUCAAAUACUUAUUUCCCUCAUUAAAAUGCAAAUCAAUGUAUAACAUUUUUGACAUGCGUUUUUCUGGAUUUUUUGUUUGUUAUUCUGUCUCUCACUGUUCAAAUAAACCUACCAUUAAAAUUAUAGACUGAUCAGGUCUUUGUCAGUGGGCAAACGUACAAAAUCAGCAGGGGAUCAAAUACUUUUUUCCCUCACUGUAAGUGAAUUGACAUGUUUUUGACUAAACAUUCUCCCCCCUCAUCUACUUCUUGUUGUAGGUAUCAACAGACAAGGCUAAUUAUGCAGAACCGUUAUUCCUGAUUAACCCUAAUCAUGGUGUGUUGCUAAAUAACCCCCCACACAUUAACAGUAGUACUCAUCUAAAACCAGAUGAGGACACUUCACCUGCUUUCCAACAUCGUCCCAGCACAUUGAGUGACCCUGCCGACAAGCCUCCAAACACUAGCAAACUACCUAUAACUCCAAACGGCCAUCCUCCAUGACUCUACCCCUACCUGGAGACUGAGUUAAACACAAUGAGCCUCCAAAACCCAAGCGUGGUAAAAAUGCUGGAAUGUCAUUGUGUUUACAUUGUGUGUUUGUUGGGGGAUAGGGCUAAAGUUUUAUUUUCAUUGUUUAAAUGUUGAGAUAUUGCAAAAGCAUUGUUGGCCUAUAUUGCCCCACAUAUUUGUCUGCAGGUUGAAUCCACUGAGAUCAAAGAGAACUGAAGUUAGACUGUAUUCUUCCACUAUCUAUUCUGUACAUUCCAGGUAGAUCGUACUGCUAAACCAGUGCCAUUGCCCAGAAAGAUACUUAGUCACCGCGGCCCAGCCAGACCAACCUCCUGAGUUACCUGCCAGAGCUCCCUGCUCUUCCACAGAGAAAGAUCAAGGACCAGAGCAGCACUGCACCUGAAGGGCCCCCCAGGACCCAUGAUGGUGUGUACAGACAGAUGACCACAGGCCCGACCAAACACACACCACCAGGACCCAAAUCCCAACAAACAGAAGAAUUAAGAUGUAAAGUCAGAGGAAGUUCCAUAAUAAGAGAAGUGCCUCUCAGGAGCACAUGUAUGCAGAGAUCAGUGUGGAGGCUGAGCAGAGGCAAGGGGAAACAGUCCUGGAGGCCAGAGAGGGACAUUGAUACAGCUGGUGAGAACGAGUACCAGAUGCUUCCAGGAGAGAUUGCCAAUGGCCCUCCACCCAUUACUGAUGUUACCACUGUUAGACCCACAUACAGGGGGUUACCGCCAAAAUACCUGCCCCCACCUCCUUUUGCCCUUGGAUACUAAUGUCCACUUCUCUACCCUCGAAUGGAUGGAUGGCUGGAUGGAUGGACACAUUAAUGUAGUUGUAGCAUGCAAGACUGUUCAUGAGAGAAAGAUGUCUGUUGAAGGCAAUGAUGAGUUAAAGUUAAUGACGGUCUGAGGAGUUCAUUAUUUAACUGUAUAUCUAUAAUUUAUUUUACAAAUUAACAUUGAGUGCUAUUUAUGUCUGCAAUAAUCUCUGGUUAGUAGUUAGACAAUGUCCAAUGCUUUACAAUACUGUGUAUGGUGGACUAUUUCAUAUCAAAUGUGAAAAUAAUUUAGUUUUAUGUCAUGUGAGGAAUUAUGUUAAACAUCUUGUUAAAAUUGGCA
Molecule: messenger RNA, 4127 nt
Organism: Coregonus sp. 'balchen'
Lineage: Eukaryota; Metazoa; Chordata; Actinopteri; Salmoniformes; Salmonidae
Source: the annotation of a GenBank genome assembly